This is a messenger RNA of Bombina bombina (fire-bellied toad), 8645 nucleotides long. RefSeq names its product SCY1 like pseudokinase 3 (gene SCYL3). The transcript has 12 exons. Lineage: Eukaryota; Metazoa; Chordata; Amphibia; Anura; Bombinatoridae. The coding region runs from base 100 to 2250 and encodes 716 amino acids. Gene Ontology annotation, biological process: protein phosphorylation. Gene Ontology annotation, molecular function: protein kinase activity; ATP binding. The record is from RefSeq and is a predicted model, not a curated record.
UGAAUAGUGUUCCGUGGUUUGUAUAGUGUAAGUGGGUGACACUUAUCCGCUCAGCUGGCAGGCUUCCGGGUCGGCAUCCCUCAAUAUAGCUGCAGGAUUAUGGGCUCUGAGAGUAGCUCCCUGCGAGGAUUCACGUUACAGGAUCCACCAUGGACUCAACCUUCUGGACUGACCAUCUACCCGGCUCUGUUGCCAGAGGGACGUCUCGCUUCUGUCUUCGUUUAUCAGCCUGAGAACCAGGACAAGGUGGAUAAGGCAGCAAAGCAUUUGAAAACCCUGCGUCACCCAUGUCUACUACGCUUCCUUUCUUGCAUGGUGGAAGAUGAUGGCAUCUACCUUGUCACAGAGCGGGUACAGCCCUUGGAGAUGCUAAUCCAGACUCUUUCAUCGGACGAGAUCUGCUCUGGCAUCUAUGAUAUAUUGCAGGCGCUGGUCUUCCUACACGAUCGGGGCAAAGUGUCUCACAACAACGUGUAUCUGUCUUCUGUGUUUGUAAGUGAAGAUGGACACUGGAAGCUGGGUGGAAUGGAGAUGGUGUGUCAACAGACCGAGGUGCCUCCAGAGUCUGCAGAGUAUGUAAUAAUUCCUAUUUCGCUUAGCCAUGCUCGAGAUGCCUUCUCUUUCGGCCGACUUGUCGAAACUCUACUGGUGCACGUGAAAGAGCAAACUGACGUGCUCUCCAAGUUUAAGGUCACCAUUAAGGAAUGUCUUCUGAAUCCAGAACCAGAGCUCCGACCAGCCUUAGCCACUUUAUUGUCUCAUGACUACUUUAGGAAUGAUUUUCUGGAAGUCGUAAACUUUUUGGACAGUUUAACUGUUAAAACUGAGGAAGAAAAGAAUGAAUUUUUUAAAUUCCUUCUAGAUAAAGUAUCAAACUUAUCAGAGGAGUUAAUUUCCUCAAGGCUGGUGCCGCUGUUACUGAAUCAGUUGGUGUUCGCUGAGCCUGUGGCAGUGAAAAACUUCUUGCCCCAUCUUCUGAGACCAAAACGAGAUAUUAUGGGACGAAACCGCGAAGAUUGUCUGCUAUCUCCAGCUCUGUUCCAGGCCAGAGUUAUACCUGUGCUGAUGAAAAUGUUUGAGAUCCACGAAGAGCAUGUCCGUGUAGUGUUGCUCACCCACAUUGAUGCUUAUGGAGAGCUCUUCACCUUAAAGGAGCUGAAGGACAUUAUUCUUCCACAGGUCCUCCUGGGCUUGAGAGAUACCAGUGAUUUAGUAGUCUCCGUGACACUCCGUGGCUUGGCAGCUAUGGUGUGUUUGCUUGGACCAGAAGCGGUCGUAGGUGGAGGAAGGGUGAAAAUCUUCAAAAGUACGACCCCAGGUUUUUCAAAAACCUCUGACACCCCAGAAGGUUCUCCAGUGCAUUCUGUAAAUAACCAGACGGCAGAGAACAACCUGUCAGCGGUAUUGUAUAGCAGCACUUUACCUGGAAUUGAGACAACCAACCAAACCACUUUCUUCAGCAAAAAUCUUCAUAUAAAAGAUGCAUUAUCAGCAGUAAAAAGAGACGAGCCUUUGCCUGUUAGGCCGCCUAUGAAUGGAGUUUCUGUGAUGCAAAAAACAAUAAUGACCGGCAGUGAUCUUGUAACUAAGCCACCUGAAGACUGGCCCGAUUGGAAUGAACCAGAAUUUGCCACUACACACCUGGCUGUGAAUAAACAAGGAACAUCAAGAGAUACAAACGUUAACAAUAAUGACCCGAAUAUUGAGCCAUGGGAUGACUUUAUUUUAUCCAAUGACCUUCCCAAAUCUGUAGCCACCAGCAGCUCAGAUUCUGGACAACUGUCCACUGCUGAAAGCCAUCUGCACACUUCUCAUCUAAACCCAGUCCAUAAAAUGGACAGCAAUAGCCGGCAUACUAAUAACGUGGCUCAGGCUAACAAAACUGUUUCUACUUCCAAUUCCCUUUCUGAAAAAUCCAUAGAUAAAAAACUUGAAGAGUUUAGUUUGGGAGAGGAAUUUACUAUAAAGGUCAAAAGUAAAAGUAAAGACCCUGAACUAGAUUGGUUUGCUGAUAUGAUCCCAGAAAUAACACCAACUUCAACUCUUUUUAAUUUGUCUGAUACGGAAUCAAAUAAAGAUUUAGAACACUGUGAAAAGAUUCAAAAAGAUGAAGAAAAUAUGGAUACAGUAAAUUCACGAACAAGCGCAUUUUCAUCCAAGUUUGCCGCUUCUGAGAAUACAGAGACUGUGGCAGAAGGUUGGGGUGAAGAGAAUGAUUUCAACUGGGAAGAAGAAGCAAAUAAUUGGUGAUCCUUCUGGGGCAAGCACUCUGGGCUAAUGACUGGAUAUGAUGAAAGAGUGAACUCACUCCCUUGGUGCUUUAUUAGCGGACUGCUUAGCACUUACAGGAAUACAGAGGAACGGCUUGCUGACUGUUUAUUUAUGAAGAAAAGAACUAUUUCAUUUGAUCAUCACAAUCCAUGAACUAAUUUGAAGGUGCUUUUCACCUGCAGAUUGUAAAGCCUAAAGUCAUACUUUUCAGAUCUCUACCUAAGAUGUCCUUUUUUUCUACUGCUGCUGAGUAGACAUGGACAGGGCUAAAGUUUUCUUUGUUGAGUCCUCCUCAGACUGAAUCUUUUAGUGCCCCGUUUGCCUGAGACUUCAUCAGCAACAGUAAUGUGCGCCCCGGCAAUAUAAUGGUGAAUGUGAGCUGUUGGAGAUAACUUUAUUUCUAUUUUAUGUUUAGUGGUGAGGAUGCUGGUCUUGUUCAGUAGCUGGAAGAUCAUAUUAAAACGGCUGAAGGAAACUGAACUAUUAAUAUUGAUCUGGAGUUUCAAAUUAAAAGGGACAUUAUACACAAAAAAUGGCAAACAUCCAUAACAAAGAACACUAUUUAAAAAAUAAAAUUGUCUGAAAAAAGAAAUGGGAAGUAACGCCAGAUUAAAUUUUAAUUUUAAGUGUUAUGUGCAUCCUACUGUUGCUCAUUGUAAUAAUUAGCCAGUGAGAAAUAGCACAACAUACCUGUCAAUCAGUGUGCAUUAAUAGGAAGUACCCAUUGGCCAGAAAGCAAUAAUUGGAAGGGGCCUAUCAGCCAGUGAGCAUUAGCUGGAAUUACUGGUUAGCCAGUGAGCAUUAGCUGAAAUUACCAAUCAGCCAGUGAGCAUUAGCUGAAAUUACCAAUCAGCCAGUGAGCAUUAGCUGAAAUUACCAAUCAGCCAGUGAGCAUUAGCUGCAAUUACCAAUCAGCCAGUGAGCAUUAGCUGAAAUUACCAGUCAGCCAGUGAGCAUUAGCUGAAAUUACCAAUCAGCCAGUGAGCAUUAGCUGCAAUUACCAAUCAGCCAGUGAGCAUUAGCUGAAAUUACCAGUCAGCCAGUGAGCAUUAGCUGAAAUUACCAAUCAGCCAGCGAGCAAGAAGUAGACGUGUGAAUUUGGAUCCUUUUUUAGGAUCCAAAUGUGGAAGAAGACGGCCACUCGUGGCUUUCAGCUCUUUUCUGAGCCAGAUGUAUUCUUGUGAAAGUGCAUGAAUUUGGACUUGCACUAGACUUAGGGUGUUGAACUUUCACAAGAAUAAAUCUUGCUCCUAAAAGAACAGACUGCCUUAAAGGGAUACUGAACCCAAUUUUUUUAUUUCCUGAUUCAGAUAGAGCAUGCGAUUUUUAAGCAUCUUUGGUUCAGCACCUGGGUAGUGCUUUCUCAUUGGUGGCUGCAUUUAGUCACCAAUCGUCAAGCACUACCCUGGUGCUGAACCAAAGAUGCUUAAAAAUCGCAUAAAGAUCCCAAGAGGACGAAGAAAAUUUGAUAAUAGAAGUAAAUUAGAAAGUUGCUAAACAUUGCAUUAUCUAUCGGAAUUAUGAAAGAAAAAAAUAGGGGUUCAGUAUCCCUUUAAGCGACCUCCUUCUGCAUUCGGAUCCUAACACAGGAUCCGAAUGCACAAGUUUAGUAAGAAGUGUACAACUGAUCCAUUCCUUUCCAUUCAAAUUGAAAGUAUUUAUACCAUGUUUUUUCAGGCAGAACAUUUUUAUAUUUAAGUGCUGCCAUUUCAUUUAAAUGAUGAUAAAGUGAAUUUUGUAUUAUCACAGUUCAUGGUGUCCUAAUAGGUUUGACCAUAUUUGUAGGAAAUAGUUGGUUAAUAGAGAACUGUCAUUUUAAAAUGAGGUAGAUUGUUUAAAACAAAAUAUGUAUUGAUUUUAUUUUUUAGCUUUUGUUUUACCAUUGGAAGGAUGCCAGCAUUUAACUUCAUAGAUAUGAUGCUGUAGGUUCCACGUUUGGUUGGAGGCAAAUUUAAGAACCUCAGUAAAAUAAGGUUUAUAAUGUAUCUUAUGAUCUUUUCGACAGUUUUAUACAAAAACUGACCACAGGUGCAGGAAUUAAAGCAGCACUAUAGGGGAACUAAUUUAUUUUAAAAUAAAAAAUAUUGUGCCAUAAUUUUAUAAUUAUACAGUUCUUAUAAUAUUCAGUAGAAAUGUGCAUUUAGCAAUUUUGUUCACAGCCAAAUGCGGAAGUAAGCGGCCAUUAACAGCAUUCAAAUAUUUUCAGAGCCGUUGUUCUAUUGAGAACUACAAUACAUCGAAAACUCCAAUCAAACGUCACUUCCGGUGAUUCCACACAUCUGAUUGCUCCGUGUCUCAGUGAGUGACAGGAUUCACAACCAAUCAGAUGGAACUGUAAUCGCCUAUCUUCACUAUCUAUUUUGCCUCUGCCUGGGGGGGGUUCAAGGGGGACAACACCUCAUUCCCCAAGGUUUACUUGGGGUGUAUGCCAGAGGAUCGGCCGUGCGCCCCCCAGGACAGGCAAAAACAGAUAGUGAAAAUCGUAGAGUCACCGGAAGUGACGUCAGAUUGGAGUUUGAGGAAUUGGAGGUCUCAACAGAACCCCGUAUUUCUUCUAGCGAAAGUCCAGCAAACUAAGAUCUGAAUUCGCACAGAUCUUAGUGUAUUACAUUUUAACAAGAAGAAAUCUGGCUCCCAAAGGAUCCAAAUGCUGCGAACAGCCGCCACCUUCCCCAUUCAGCAGCCAAGGAAUCUGCUGAAUGCGCGUGUCUAAUAUUCAGUGACAAAAACUUAUGAUAAAUUUUGAGUUCCAAUCAAUUGGUGUGUAGUUUGAUUUCCACUUUUUUAUACAAGCUACAAGUAAUAACUGCAGAUGCUCGCAGCUCUCCAGGUUAUAGCACUGUAUAGACUACAACUCCCACAAACCUCUGCUGCAAAAUAACUACUGAAUAUGUCUUCACUUUGUUCAGCAGUUUAAGCGCCCAGUUCAAUGGUGGGUGUUGUCUUAUGUCAACUUUUAAAUACAUACUACAGGUAAGUGCUUCAGGCACUCACUAACCUCAGGGUUACAGUAUUGUAAAGAUCAACAAUCUGGGACUACAAUUCCCAGAAACCUGUGCUGCAAAAUUACUACUUAGCAUGUCUAAUUUUUUCAUUAGUUUUGAUUUUGGUGAGGGUGCUAAAGUAUGUCAAAAUUAGGGACCUAAAAUCUUAGUAACCAUUACUAGUUUUUUAACCAAGUGUAAGAAGCUUAUACUAGACAAUAAAAUCUGUAUGCAUACCAGAUUCCUAUAGAUCGGUUCAGCUAAAAGAUUUGAUUCAAGGUUUCAGCAUGUCCCAUUACUGAGGGUGCCGACAACUUCAAAGUUUAAAGAAAUUUGCUCACACAAGCAGCAGUCCACAAACUUAAAUUAUAACUGCACGGAAUAUAGUAUAUAUAAUAAAUAUGUAUUUAUGCUGUCAUCACUUAAGGUGAUAGUUCUCUGUUUGGAAGAAUAAUAUAACAAUGAUUAUGGGUGUGAAUUUGACAUUGUAACACUUUUUUUUGUUAAUGUAUAUGUUACAGAAAAGAAAAACUAAAUGCACUCUGCUGUUAUUUACCAGUAUUGCCUUAAAUUAUUAUCACUACCAUUUUGUUUUGGAGGGGGGUUGGGGAUAUUUGUUAAUUUAUGUUUUAAUCUACGAAAUGCUUUCACUCUAUUAACUGAAAUGUGAACUUCAGAAAUACUUUUCAAUUGGGUGCCAAAUGUCUCACUGCGCAUAUUAUCCAAUUGCUGAUUAUUUUGGUUCAGCAGCACCUGGAUAGCGCUUGCUGAUUGGUAUCUAAAUGUAGCUACUAAUCAGCAAGCGCUACCCAGGUUCUGAACCAAAAAUGGGCCGGUUCCUAAGCUUCCAUUCUUGCUUUUUCAAAUUAAAGAAACCAAGAUAACAAAGAAAAAUUGAUAACAGGAGUAAAUUAGAAAGUUGCAUAAAAAUGCAUCGCUAUCUGAAUCCUAGACUAUCCCUUUAAAGGAUCAUGAAACCCAAAUGUGUUUUUUCAUAAUCCAGAUAGAACAUGCAAUUUUAAACAAAUUUCCACUUUACUUCUAUUAUCUAAUUUACUUUGUUCUCUUAGUAUCCUGUGUUAAAAGGCAUACUUAGGUAGGCUCAGGAGCAGCAAUGCACUACUAGAAUUUAGCUGCUGAUUGGUGACUUUAAAUUACAUGCCUCUUGUCAUUGGCUCAACUAAUGAUUUUAGUUCCCAGUAGUACAUGACUGCUCCUUCAACAAAGGAUACCAAUAGAAUGAAGCACAUUUGGUUAUAGAAGUACAUUGGAAAGUUGUUUAAAACUGUUUGAUCUGUCUGAAUCAAGAAAGAAACCAUUAGGUCUCUAAACCUGAAGCUAAACUAACUAAUUAUAGUGCAGUGCAUGGCUGCAAGGGUAUCAGAACACAGGGAUAACGGCACAUAACGAGCAGCACAGCCCCUGCACAUGCUCACCCAAUCAGUUACAUCACAGGUCACAUGAGCAGGAGACAGGCCCGCCCACUGGAGAUAUAUGUGUAGCUCUGUAUUCACAUGGCAUUACAUGAUAAAAAGCUGCUUUAGUUACACAGGACAAGUGCAAAAUCUUUCAAUACGUCCUUAAAGGGGCAUAGAAGUCAGUAGUAUGCUGGGGCUCUUUAACACAUACUAUUGCAAUUAAAAGUAACUAGAGAAAACAAAUUGAGCGAUGUACAGUAGCUGAGUGGGAGGUGUAUGCUCUAUACCCAGAUCAUACUUCCCUAUCGGCAUCUGCAGUAGUGCUGGUUGUGGUGUUAUUAGAAAGCCAAUGUAGCUGCAUUAGGUUUGCAGUUCAUGAUUAGUAAGAUUUACUUAAAGGGACACUGAACCCCAAUUUUUUCUUGUGUGAUUCAGAUAGAGCAUGAAAUUUUAAGCAACUUUCUAAUUUACUCCUAUUAUCAAAUUGUCUUCAUUCUAUUGGUAUCUUUAUUUGAAAUGCAAUAAUGUAAGUUUAGAUGCCGGCCCAUUUUUAGUGAACAACCUGGGUUGUUCUUGCUGAUUGGUGGAUAAAUGCAUCCACCAAUAAAAAAGUGCUGUCCAGAGCCCUGAACCAAAAAAGAAGCUUAGAUGCCUUCUUUUACAAAUAAAGAUAGCAAAAGAACAAAGAAAAAUUGAUACUAGGAGUAAAUUAGAAAGUUGCUUAAAAUUGCAUGCUCUAUCUGAAUCAUGAAAGAAAAAAUUUGUGUUCAGUGUCCCUUUAAAGAAAUGGGCCGGCUCCUGCGCUUACAUCACUGCUUUUCAACAAAAGAUGCCAAAAGAACAAGAAAAAUUGCUAAUAGAAGUAAAUUAGAACUUUGUUUAAAAUCACAUUCUCCACCUGAGUCAUGAAAGAUAAAUUUGGGGUUUUAUAUCCCUUUAAGCAUUUAUCAUCUUACUUAUAAUUUAUAGUUUAAAGAAAGAUUAACAUUCCCUGUUUGUUAAUCUAGUAAAUCUGAUUUCUUAUACGAUUCCAACAUAAGUAAACCAUUUUUGUGUAUGGCAAAACUGGAUCUAUUUAUGGGAAAAAGCAAGAGGUUUGUUUAUUCAUUUCUUUAUUGUUUUUUAUAAAAUAACAUGAACUGAACGGUUUUGAAAAGUUUAGCCAUUUGUUCUGCUUUAAUUAAAGGACCAUGCUAAAUGCAGACAAACUGCUGCCAUCUAGUGGUCUUGCUGAUGUAUUACAUUUUUGCAAAACUAUUGCUACAUAAUAAGUUUUACCUUUCUAAAACAGAAAUUUGAUAACAGAAGUACUUUGGAAAGUUGUUUAAAAUUGCUUGCCCUAUCUAAAUCAUCAUAGAACAAUUUCUGGUUUUAUGUCUCCUUUUAAAAGUAAAGUAAUUGUACCCUGUCCCUUAACCAUCACCAUAACCUAUGACCUGCUCCAGCUUGUGAGGGUCAAAGUUCAUAUCGCCAUAAAACCAUAUUGGCGAGUGGGCGGUACUUUUAUUUUCUUUAUUAUAAAUAAGACCAGCCUGAAAAGUAAACAUUAUAAAUGGUGUUUCUUUUUAGAUUUUAGAAUUUCAUAUUUUUAAAAUAUUUAACAAGGUCACAUUUGCCAAAAACUUUGUAUAAAACUCUGCACUUAAUACAACUUUUGUGUUAGCUAAUAACUAAAACAGAGUGGGUUUUCCAAAAGGCCUAGUUUUAAUGAGACUUGAUGAUAUCCUUGCUUGGGCACAAGUGAAUAAUUAAAAAUGACAGUCAUUGGUUAAACCACCUAUGCUUUGUAAUUUAUUGGAAUCCUAGGUGGUUGCACUUUUUCCCCCAAAACACUUAAUUUGGAUUACAUUGGUAACACUUGUGAUUAAAGAUUUGUGUGCUAAAUGUAUAUAUGAAAAGUAACUACUGAUAAGGUGAAGUGUGUUCCCACCUUCUGAAAAUAAUAAAGAUUUGUUUUGUUUUUUUCCUGGCA